CCUCAACCGCUGCUAUGAAACUUCUCCAUGAGAGUUAGCGUCUCUUGAACCGAAAUCCUGUGGACGAUCCAUCCCACGGCUAUUGGCUCCGCGACGUGAGGUAUGAAUAGCCCAUGACACUAUUCCAGCAUGCCUGGUUGUUUGGGAAUGCUCCCUGCUACGUGUAAAUUUGGGGCUUUUGGUUUCCUCACGCUGCCAUGUAAGCAAUGCCAAGAUCAUCUGCAUCAUCUUCUUGAAGACCAUCGUCUUUACUGUUCGCCUUAUUAAGCCCUGCUUACAUUCUCACUGAUCGUUCUCUCAUCUUUGUCCUUAUCCAUAUCUCCGUUGACCCGAUUUCGACCAAGGUGCUCGAGACCAGUCGUAGUAUAUCAACCUCUUAACCUGCAGACUAAAUCCAAACGAGCUGCGAAGGAAACGAUCCCAUCAGGAUGACAACGUUCGAUGGAAAUACGUGGUGGUGGAUCACAGAGACCCGUGUGAACUACACAUCUGCUCUAUUCUGGUCCAGUAACUCCUUACAUUUCAGUGUAAACGAUACUGGAGACAGUGGAAUGUACUGGCAGAUCUACACACUACCGAAUGGAAAUGUUCAAUUCCGCAAUAAGAACUCGAAUACGCUAAAGCAGCUGGGAACAUGUUACGUGGCAGAUGAGGUCUCGUCGUCGAAACUGCAGUUGUGCAUGGAAGACUCGAAUGCGCAGAACUCUCAGCAGUGGACCAUAUCUGCUUGGGGUGAUGGCACAUAUAAGAUCAACAAUGUUGCCAACGGUACAAGUCUCAACGCUGACUGGCAUCCUGGUGGACCAGGUUUUAUGUCCCCAAAUACGAACGUGACGCCAAUACAGCCGGCCCAGCAUUGGCUAUUUAGCAGCAUCGGCCUCGUUCAAGACGGCCUCUACUCCACAUCUAUCGAACCGACUGCCACUGGAGCUGGGUCGUCGGGCACGAAAACAAACACGCCUGCUUCCGCAACUGCAGCGGCAACUGAAACUGGCAACGGUGCCGCCUCCACUUCCUCAUCUACCUCGAGCGCAUCACCAGUACAACAAAGCUCGAGCUCAGGUCUGUCAGGCGGUGCCGCAGCAGGAAUUGGCAUUGGUGUGGCUGCAGCAGUGAUAGGACUAGUAGCGCUUGCAUUCUUCAUCAUCCGGAGAAGGAAAACUAAAGCAAAGGAAAUUGCGGUACAGGAACUUCCAGACACUGGCCCUGGCGAUAUUGGUGCCGUUGGCAACGCUGCGCGAGGGAAGACAUACGAAAAGGUUGGCGCGCCAGUCUACGAGGCCCCAUCACACCAGCCAACUUAUGAAAUGUACAGUUCACCUGUGGAAUUGCCUUCUGAGGGGAGCGGCGGUCAACCUAAGUGAUUAGAUUGCCAAUCUGCUUUGUGGUUCUUGUAUAUUUUGGCAUUCUUUUGGGUAAAAGCGGAAAGCAAGCAUUUUGAAACACGAUACCCAAGCAUAGUCUGCUUACAAACGAAGGAAGAAGGGAAAAGUAUUGUAGAGGAUGACUACAUAGACGUGAGAAGGUAAUGUUUGUCCAAUAUGAUAUUUGCUGCAUUAGCGAUGGGUGCUUAGUCAGAGAAUUGCUUCAAAACCACAGGUUCAAUAUUAAAGCCACG
Verruconis gallopava is the source of this 1618-nucleotide messenger RNA. RefSeq lists its product as uncharacterized. The record is from RefSeq and is a predicted model, not a curated record. The transcript is spliced from 3 exons. NCBI's taxonomy places the organism in Eukaryota, Fungi, Ascomycota, Dothideomycetes, Venturiales, Sympoventuriaceae. The coding region runs from base 429 to 1364 and encodes 311 amino acids.